AUGGCCUCUCGUGACGGGAUCAAUCCCUUGCGGCCUUACUAUAUCCCCCAGUCGGGGCUGUCGCCAACUCCAAAUCUGACUCAAGAGGUGUCGGCACCGUCGCCCUCGUCAGCUCAGGUGUUUGGGAGCUCCGCGCGCGACCUCAUCCCAGAUAUCGACUACUCAGAUUAUCUCGACUCCUCGCCCUCGGUCACAGAUUGGUGCCGAGAGGCUGUAAACAACUCUCUUAUCCGCUAUGCACAAGUUCUGAUCGCGCAACCUUUUGAUGUCGCCAAAACGAUCCUCCAGGUGUAUGUCGUAUCUGACACCGCAGAGGAGGACCGGAGGUCGACUCCGGGACCUGGGAGCAGCACAUAUGACUCGGAGUCAGAAUCUUCCGACGAUGAGAGCACCUAUUUCACCUCCGCCGCCCCUACUACACCAAAUCCAAGUACACCGCGAUCCCGAAAGGUCCGGCAUCGCAUCACAGACCGCAGUGGCUACAUUCGCCCAGAUGACGGAUCAGGAUCAUCCAAACAUGCCUUGGCUAUUAAAAACCCGACGUCGUUAACAGAUGUGCUUUCCCAACUCUGGACUACUAAUGGACCGAGCUCCCCUUGGAAGUCAUCCAACGCCACAUUCAUCUAUUCAUUGCUCCUCCCCACUUUGAAUACAUUCAUUCGCAGUCUCCUCUCUGCUAUUAUUGGCUUCCCAGAGGAAGAUAUUGCCUCGUCCAUGACUGCCGAUAUCUUGACGGCACCUUCGCCUCUCGCCACGCUAAUCCUGUCAUUCGUCUCCUCCUCGCUCUCCGCACUCAUUCUUUCUCCCAUCGAUACUGCUCGCACUCUUUUGAUGCUGACUCCCGCAACACACGGUCCACGCUCCCUUAUCCGGGCCAUCCGUCAACUCCCCACCCCCAACUCCACGAUUCCUCCUCAUCUCGUCCCGAUCACCAUUCUCCACUCCAGUCUUCCAAACUUCAUUACAACCGCGACCCCUCUCAUCCUCAAAUCAUACCUGUCAAUUGAUCCUCUCCUCAACCCAUCCACAUGGAGUCUUUUCACGUUCUUGGGCUCUGGUCUCGAGCUUGCGGUGAAAUUCCCGCUCGAGACUGUUCUCCGCCGCGCCCAGAUUGCCACAUACACUUCUCUCAGCCUACGUCAAAAGUCCUCGGGCGGUAGUAUAAAUGCGGCAUCUAUUGAUGCUGCUGAUGUCGAGACUAUUGUUCCCACCCCGCGCACUUACCGCGGUGUUAUUGGUACGAUGUGGCACAUCGUUCACGAAGAGGGUGUCAGUCCUUCUCCUACCGAUGCUGACCGUGUCCGCACUGUUCUCGGCAAAACUACGACCCAAAAUGACAACCAGAAGCGGCAACAAGGCCAGGGUAUCCAAGGCCUUUACCGUGGCUGGCGAAUAGGGAUGUGGGGUCUCGCCGGUAUGUGGGGCGCCAAUAUCCUCGGUGGACUGGCCGGUGGCUACGAGGACGAAGUUACCAUGCGCGGUGGUCAUGGACGCUCCAGCGGUGGCCGGUUUUAG
Messenger RNA from Penicillium verhagenii, 1515 nucleotides. Its product is annotated as mitofusin complex protein UGO1. The record is from RefSeq and is a predicted model, not a curated record. Lineage: Eukaryota; Fungi; Ascomycota; Eurotiomycetes; Eurotiales; Aspergillaceae. The transcript has 2 exons. The coding region runs from base 1 to 1515 and encodes 504 amino acids.